CAAGGCGUGUCGCGCUAGGCCUGCCCUGACCGGGAGAAGCUUGAAGUCGCGCCACUCAUUCUGUGCUAUCAGCACAUAAUCAGUUUCACAUUCAUCGGCAGUCACUGAAGAGCUUUCACAAUGGCAGAACACUUUACUGAGCAAAUAGUAUUUAACAAACCAAAGAUUGAGCUGCAUGUGCAUCUUGAUGGCGCUAUCCGAGUGGAGACCAUCCUAGACGUUGCCAAGCGACGUGGGAUCACCCUGCCUGCAUGCACAGUGGAGGACAUGACACAAAUCUGUGUGAUGCACCAGCCUGCCACCCUCACAGAGUUCCUUGGCAAGUUCGCAGAGUACAUGCACGUUAUUGCUGGUGACAGAGAGGCGAUCAAGAGGAUAGCUUAUGAGUUUGUGGAGGACAAAGCCAAAGAGGGGGUGAUCUACGUUGAAGUCAGAUACAGCCCACACUACCUGGCUAACACUGACGUAAAACCCAUUCCAUGGAACCAGAAAGAAGGUGACCUGAGCCCAGAUGAGGUGGUUCACUUGGUGAACCAGGGACUGGCUGAUGGAGAGAAGGCGUUCAAUAUCAAAGCCAGGUCCAUUCUGUGCUGCAUGCGCCACAUGCCAAGCUGGUCCAUGGACGUGGUGGAGUUGUGUAAGAAGUAUAAGAAGGAUGGAGUGGUGGCUAUUGAUCUGGCAGGAGACGAGUCACUCAACUGUGAGGCCUUACAAGGACAUAGGAUGGCCUAUGAGGAAGCAGCGAGAUGUGGGAUCCAUAGAACAGUCCAUGCUGGAGAGGUGGGCCCUGCCUCUGUGGUGAAAGAGGCUGUGGAGGUCCUGAAAGCAGAGAGAGUAGGACAUGGUUACAACACACUGGAGGACCAAGUGUUGUACAAACAGCUCCUGGAACAGAACAUGCAUUUUGAGGUGUGUCCCAUAUCCAGCAAACUGACUGGAGCCUGUAAUCCAGACUUCACAGAGCAUCCUGUCAUCACGUUCAGGAAGGAUAAGGCCAACUACUCCCUGAACACAGAUGACCCUUUGAUUUUCAACUCCACCCUGCACUUAGACUACAGCACUGCCCAGAAGUACAUGGGCUUCACUGAGGAGGAAUUCAAGAGACUGAACAUAAACUCAGCUAACUCCAGCUUUUUGCCUGAGAAGGAGAAGAAGGAUCUUGUGAACAAGUUGUAUGAAGCCUAUGGAAUGGUGGAGAACACUGGCUUUUAAAUGAAGCACUGAUCAGAUUCGCUUAAAUGGCAAUACAACAAACCAGCAACCAACCACUUUAAACUCUUACUUCCCCCACUUGGCACUCUGGAAUGUCUAUGCUCCUUCCUAUGCGUACAUAGAUUGAACCAGCAAUACAUUAUUGUACUGCUGUACAUAGCUCAAACACUCUCAUCGCAAUGAAGAAAACUGUUAAUCAGUAUUCCAUCUAACUGUGGAUCCCACGGAUAAAGCAGUUGUUUAGUCUACUGUGAAUUGGUGCAGAAAUGUAAAGGUGGUCUUAAAUAAUUUGUUAUUUCAACCAGUUUGGUCUUUCUCAUAGUGAAACAGUUAUAACUUACCUUGCCUCAUCAAACAACAAGCACUUUGUAUGCCUCACAGUCAAUUCUCAAAGUACUUUUUGCAUCCGGUAUAUAUCAUUCAUGGAAUGUAAUAGAUGUGUACUAUGCAUUUAUGCUUGAAGGAAAGUACUUUUCAUCAACUGGUGGUAAAGGAAAGCUAUUGUGUACUAUCCAUCAGUUAUGCCUAGGCCAAGUGAGAUAGGCCCAUAGACCAUUCGAAUCACCAUGCCCACAACUCUUUUUUUAAAUGUUUUUAUUUUUAUAAAUUUUUGGGGGGUAGAUCAGCUUAAUAUUGCAGAUAGAUUGUAACUU
Messenger RNA from Coregonus clupeaformis (lake whitefish), 1865 nucleotides. RefSeq names its product adenosine deaminase-like. Gene Ontology annotation, biological process: purine ribonucleoside monophosphate biosynthetic process; adenosine catabolic process; inosine biosynthetic process. The coding region runs from base 121 to 1212 and encodes 363 amino acids. Gene Ontology annotation, cellular component: cytosol; external side of plasma membrane. The transcript has 11 exons. NCBI's taxonomy places the organism in Eukaryota, Metazoa, Chordata, Actinopteri, Salmoniformes, Salmonidae. The record is from RefSeq and is a predicted model, not a curated record. Gene Ontology annotation, molecular function: adenosine deaminase activity.